AUGGCCUACUGUGCCUUUGUCGGCGCCCUCGUAGUUGGAAUAUGGCUACACUACCACAAGAUCGUACAGAACGAGUUCUACGGCUACCCAGAUGAAUGGUUCCCAUCCGUGUCCGCGACUAUCGGCGACCGCUACCCAGAGCGUUCGGUGUUUAUGCUCUUCAUCGCCCUCACGUCCGGCCCUCGAUUUGCGCUCGUUGGCCUUUGGUACAUCUUGACCCGCCGUCCUAACUCGUCCCUCCCCAAGUUCAUCGCUGGCGUUGGUAUCUUUCGGACCUUGACAUGCGGGGGGUGGACAUAUGUGACCUCUACAGACGACCACGACUGGCACGACAUUUUCAUGAUCUCAUACCUUGUCGCGACCCUUCCUUGGACCUUGGGCUGUGUUGCUCUCAGCCCCAAGAACCCCACUGCUCUCAAGUACCGAAAAGUCCUCGCUGGCAGCUUUUUCGGAACUCUUGUGCCGUUGAUAUACUUCUUCAUUCAACACAAGGUACAUCGUGUUGCCGGAGCCUACACUAUUUACGCUUUCUUCGAAUGGGCACUGGUUCUGCUCGACGUAGGCUUUGAUGCUGUCACCAUGAUCGAAUUCCAACAUUUGGAGAUUGUCGUCAAGGAUGUUCGAGGUGUUUCCCGCCUUGCGGGCUCCAAAUCUACAUCAGACAGCAUCCAAGAAAAAAACAAGGAAAUGAGCGCGACCUUCUCAGGUGCCUUUGCCUGGUCCGGACUCAUUUAUGCUGCGGCAGAUGUGUACAAUGGAUUUGUCUUCUGGUCCAUGCUGACUUCCCUUGGCGUCUGCGUCUGGUACUUCCCGCUUUGGCACAUGGGUAUCUCUGGUUAUGAGGCCUUAGUCAUGUGCACCAUCACUCCCUUCUUCCUUGGCAUCAAGCCCAUACGCUACCUUGCCACUCGCUACGUCUGGUUCUUCCAUUUGCUCUCACUCUCUGGGCUUCUUGCCUUUCUCGCAAAGACGCCUGUCAACCGACUCUUCGCUGUUGGUUUUGGUCUAUCCAUGUCGUGCCUCGCAUGGUCUGCUACUUUCUUCGCCGAACGGUCCCAACCACAUCGCCUCGAAGCACGCAUCUCUGCUUUUGCUAUCGGUCUAAUAGCUUCUAGUAUUGCCAAGUUUGCUUUUUGGACAAACAACCCAAUCUGGCCAAUUAUGCAUGAGGCGAACGGCGGAUGGAACAGGACCGGUCUUGUAGUUGCCUUCGUAUCGAUGCUUAUAUCGACCAGAUCUACCGCCAGCUCUGGUGCUGAUGUGCCAGCUCAGGGCCCUACUAAAGGGUCGUCCGUCUUUGCGAGCUUCGGUUUGGCAGGAGUCAUGUUCGCCAUGCACUCGCUGCUCUCCGACUCGAGUACGAUGAUCUCUUGGGUAUGGGAAGGCUACCCCGUUCGGGGUCCCCUGGCUGUUCCCCAUGGCACUUUGACUUUGUUAGCUAUGGGAUUGGGUCUUACGAUUGGGUUGUUCGCGCCAAACCUGUCAAGAUCGUGGGCCUUCUACGGCGUAGGUUCAAUUGGCGCUGCCGUUCUAACUACCACUAGUCACUGGUCUGGGUUCUAUGGCGCCCUUGUUCUUGCUAUGUACACCAUGGCAGCAGCACCUAUCCUGAUUGCCCACGCGGCGCGCCACUCUCCAGGCCGGACGUUCGGACUCGGAUUCUUGGUGUACAACUUCAUGGUUCUCUUCCACGUCUGGGUUGUAGCCUACGCGUUCGUUCCUGGUGGCCCGCUCGUCCGCGAACAUACAGACUGGGUCAUGACAGCUAUGAUGCUCCAAAUCGGUGCCGGCAUCUUCAGUGUCUCUGCGCAACCGCCUGCACUUAAAAACUACAAGGGCAAAGCUGUCAUUACUGCAGCCGCCGGUAGACAGCGGUCCUACUACUUGUACGUUCUCGGUGCUCUGGAGCUGAUUGCCAUCGCUACUGCCUACCUACGCUUCCCGUCAUACGACUACACGCCCUACCACCCAGAAACCAAGUCCAUCACUGCUGGUAUCUGGACGAUACACUUCUCCCUUGAUAACGACAUGUGGUCUUCUGAAUACCGCAUGCGUGACCUGAUCAAAGAAAUGGAAGUCGAUGUCAUAGGUCUCCUAGAAAGCGAUCUCCAACGCAUCAUCAUGGGCAACCGUGAUACAACACAGUUCCUUGCCGAAGACCUAGGCAUGUAUGUCGAUUUUGGUCCGGGCCCGAACAAGCAUACAUGGGGCUCAGCGCUCCUCUCCAAGUUCCCAAUUGUAAACUCCACACACCAUCUCCUCCCGUCGCCCGUUGGCGAACUCGCUCCUGCCAUCGAAGCCACAAUCGACGCCUACGGCGAGAUGAUCGAUAUUUUCGUCUUCCACUCGGGCCAGGAAGAGGACCCCGAGGAUCGCCGCUUGCAGUCAGAAUAUCUAGCCGAACGCAUGAAGGCUACGCCUCGCCCUGCCAUCCUCUUGUCGUACUUGGUCAUCAAACCUGGCGAGGGCAACUACAAUACUUAUGUGGGUGAGAAGAGUGGAAUGAAGGAUAUCGAUCCGUCAGACUGGGAUAGGUGGUGCGAAUACAUUCUCUUCAAGGGGUUGAAAAGAAGUGGGUAUGCGCGUGUUUCCAGGCAUACCAUUACGGAUACCGAGUUGCAGGCGGGCAAAUUCGUCGUCGGCGAGCCGGAGAAUGGAAACGAGCUUGUACAUGAAUCGCAGGUUCCUGCUGGCUUGAGAUUCCCGGAACUGUUCAAGGGACACGGUGUCAGGGGACAUAGGUAUCACGUCUUCAAUGAGCCCAGAUACUAUGCUUGA
Molecule: messenger RNA, 2778 nt
Organism: Alternaria postmessia
Lineage: Eukaryota; Fungi; Ascomycota; Dothideomycetes; Pleosporales; Pleosporaceae
Exons: 11
Coding region: 1-2778 (925 amino acids)
Biological process (GO): fungal-type cell wall organization; GPI anchor biosynthetic process
Cellular component (GO): endoplasmic reticulum
Source: RefSeq, a predicted model, not a curated record